AUGGCGGCGCUGCUGGAGCACGAGAGCCAGAUCUUCCUGGACCUCUUCCACUGCGACGGGCUGGUGGUGUGCGCCCGCGGGCUGGGCAUCGACCGCCUGCUGCUGCGCUUCCUCCGCCUCUACAGCGAGCCCGCCAGCCUGGUGCUGGUGCUCAACACGAGCCCCGCCGAGGAGGAAUAUUUUAUUGAUCAGCUGAGGUCAGAUGGAGUUGUUCAUCUUCCUCGGCGUGUUACCAAUGAAAUUACAAAUAAUACUCGAUAUGAAUUUUACACACAUGGAGGCGUCCUCUUUGCAACAAGUCGAAUUCUUGUGGUCGAUUUCCUCACUGACAGAAUUCCUGCAAACCUCAUUACUGGCAUUUUGGUAUACAAAGCACACAGAAUCAUUGAGUCCUGUCAGGAAGCAUUUAUCUUGCGACUUUAUCGCCAGAAGAAUAAGCAAGGCUUCAUUAAAGCAUUUACAGAUAAUGCAGUUGCAUUUAACACUGGCUUUUGCCAGGUGGAAAGAGUAAUGAGAAAUCUUUUUGUCAGGAAACUUUACCUGUGGCCAAGGUUUCAUAUAGCUGUGAACUCAUUUUUAGAGAAGCAUAAACCUGAAGUGGUAGAAAUACAUGUGUCAAUGACUCCUGGUAUGCUUGCUAUCCAGACUUCAAUAUUGGACAUUUUGAAUGCAUGUCUGAGAGAACUCAAACGUUAUAAUCCAGCUCUUGAAGUAGAAGAUCUGUCAUUAGAAAAUGCUAUUGGUAAACCUUUUGACAAGACAAUACGCCACUAUUUAGAUCCUCUCUGGCAUCAGCUUGGAGCUAAGACCAGAUCUUUAGUCCAGGAUUUGAAGAUACUACGCACUUUGCUACAAUAUUUAACUCAAUAUGAUUGUGUCACCUUCCUUAAUCUUUUGGAGUCACUGAAAGCGAGCGAAAAAGCUUUUGGUGAGAAUUCAGGUUGGCUGUUUCUUGAUUCCAGUACUUCAAUGUUUGUAAAUGCUCGAGCCAGAGUUUAUCGCAUUGCAGAUGACAGACUGAAUAAAAAAAGCAAAGUUUCUGAAAGCAAUGAUGUAAAGAAGGAAAAUGAACUGAAAAGGGAAUUGGUUCUAGAGAGUAACCCAAAAUGGGAAGCUUUACAAGAAGUAUUGAAAGAAAUUGAAAAUGAGAAUAAGAACAGUGAAGAUCUUGGUGGUCCAGGACAAGUACUUAUUUGUGCCAGUGACGACCGAGCUUGUGCACAGCUCAAGGAAUAUAUUACUGUUGGAGCAGAAGCUUUUUUAAUGAGACUGUAUAAUAAAACCUUUGGAAAAGAAGAGAAGGCUGGAGAAGCGUGGAUUAAGGAUAGAAAAGCUGUCAGGUCCAAAGGAAGUGCCAGACCAGACACAGGAACUCAAGCCAAAAAAGCCAAAUUCAAGACUUCUUCAAAAGAAAAUAAACACAAGAAGCAGCAGGAUCGGACUUUAACCCAGAUGAUAGUGAAAACUGAUGAGGAAAACAGAGAGGAGGAGUUGGAAGUGGAAGAGUACAAAGAACUAAGCAGUAGCCAAGAAAGCAGUAUUGAAGAGACCGUUCCUGAAGAUUUCCAUAUUAACUUACCCUCAGAGUCUUACUAUGGUAUCUUCAAAACACCUCUCACAAUUAUUCAUCCCUUACAGGGUUGCAGUGAUCCCUAUGCACUCACUCGGGUAUUGCAUGAAGUAGAACCAAGAUAUGUUGUAUUAUAUGAUGCAGAACUAACUUUUGUUCGGCAGCUGGAAAUCUACAAGGCAAGCAGACCUGGAAAGCCUUUGAGGGUUUAUUUCCUCAUAUAUGGGGGCUCAACAGAAGAACAGCGCUAUCUCACAGCACUGAGAAAGGAAAAGGAGGCCUUUGAGAAACUCAUCCGAGAGAAGGCCAGCAUGGUGAUUCCUGAAGAGAGAGAAGGAAGAGAUGAAACAAACUUGGACCUAGUAAGAGAUGCUACACCUGCAUCUGCUUCCACUGACACACGGAAAGCAGGUGGACAAGAACAGAAAAGUGCUCAUCAAACUGUAAUAGUGGAUAUGCGGGAAUUUCGUAGUGAGCUUCCAUCGCUUAUUCAUCGUCGUGGCAUUGACAUUGAGCCUGUUACUUUGGAAGUUGGAGAUUACAUUUUAACUCCCGAUAUCUGUGUAGAGCGGAAGAGCGUCAGUGAUCUUAUUGGUUCCCUAAAUAAUGGAAGACUGUAUGCACAGUGCAUUUCUAUGUCCCGUUACUAUAAGCGACCAAUUCUCCUGAUUGAAUUUGAUCCUAACAAAUCUUUCUCCUUGAUUCAACGAGGCUCUCUGCAUCAGGAGAUUUCCAGUAAUGACAUUACUUCUAAACUAACCCUUCUUACACUCCAUUUCCCUAAGUUACGUAUUUUGUGGUGUCCCUCUCCUCAUGCUACCGCUGAACUCUUUGAAGAAUUGAAACAAAACCAUCCACAACCUGAUGCGGAAACAGCAAUGGCUGUCACAGCAGAUUCUGAAGUUCUUCCCGAGUCAGACAAGUAUAACCCUGGUCCUCAGGACUUUCUAUUAAAAAUGCCAGGUGUUAACACAAAAAACUGCCGUGUCUUAAUGAACCACGUUAAAAGCAUUGCAGAGCUAGUAACACUGUCAAAGGACGAACUUUCCAAAAUUUUAGGUAACGCUAUCAAUGCCACACAACUCUUUGACUUUAUUCACCUAACCUACAGAGAGGCACUAUCUCAAGGGAAAAACAAAAGAUGACUAAUGGGAUUGUCCAACAUAAGCUGUAGUAAAGCAUUUUUUGCACAAUACUUUGGCAGGGUACAUAAAAGGCAUUUAUUAAAAUAUUCUGAGGUGACGAGCUGUUUCCUACUAUAUUACUAUUCCAUCAGUUUUAACAUUUGAAUUAACAAUUACUGUAGGCAAGUUUCAUGAGGAAAAGAUAAAUUGUUUUAAUGCAGAAAUGCAUAUGAUUUUUAUUGUUUCUACAGCACUUUAACCAAUUCUAUAGUAACAUUGAAUAAACUAAAUGAAAUUCGUAGUCAAGCCCAUUAGGAUGAAGUGCUAAGACUAAUUGAUUGAAGUGUUUUCUUUAGAGACACGUGAUGUCUUGUUAAAGCUAAAAAUAUUCAACAUUAGAUUAAUGUGUGACCUUGUGCAUGAUAUAUCACUCUGCUUCUGCUGUAUCUCACUUGUUUUUAUUAACAUAUUAUUUUCUGGAAACUGCCCAUUUUCCAUUGACAGUGAUGGAUCUGUUUGAAAUGCAUCAUGAACUUUUGCCAGGAGUUAGUUUAGAAGAAUGUACUUGGAAUCAAUCAUGUGAGUUUUAGCAUAUCAUCAUAAACGUUUAUUGCAGUGAACUGCAAUUGGAUGGUUAUGUUCUGUGCUGUAUUUGUUUAGUUUAUUAGCAGCAGUUGUUUUCUGUUUUUUUUUUUUUUUUUGUUUGUUUGUUUUUUGAUGCUCCAGAGUCAGUACAUCUCUGCCUUGGUAGACUUUGCAAAGUGCAUUCCUUUGGUCUAAACUGGGUAGAGAUUCUGCAUUAGCUUAAUUAAUGUACAAUACAGCUUAAUCUCACAGUGCCUUAUUUGAACCAGUUUUGAUACCUCUUUCAGGAUACUUACUUGAAAGUCUAGAUAUAGUUAUCAUUGAGACUAUUCUUUUUAUAUCAAGGCAUAUUUUCUCUCAUAUAAGACAUUUUUCUAAAAGUAAGGUUUUUCCAAAACUAUGAACAGUUUUUACAAUCUUGCCUUCUUUCUGUGUCCUAUUGCACUCGAAUUUUACUAUCUUUAUAAAUGGACCAUCUGUCAAUAAAUUCAGUAAAACUGUUGUCACCUAGAAGACAACUUUUAGCAUUCUAUUUAGCACAAAAUGAGGAAAAAAUCUAUUCUUUCUAUGAUAGUUUGUGAACGUGUUUAUUGUUAAAAACAUUUGUAUUCUACACUGAACUUUGAUAUGACAGCUAUGUAACAAGCUGCCUUUGCCAAAAGGAUUGAUCCUGUCUCCUGUCAUGACAUACUAAUGUGUUUACAUUAUAUAUUUACAAAAUUACAAAAUCCUUUUUUGUAAGUGUGUGUGUAUAUGUAUGCACAACUGAGUGUAGGUAGGAUUCUAAUGCUAACAGCAGAUCUGUGUAUACACCAUUCAGACGAAAGUACUAAUUUUCUGCAUUUGAGUUCAGGAAGACCACUGUGUGCUCAGGUUUAAUGUUUUCUGUGCAUUUUAAGCGUGAAUAAAUGGAUUAUGAAUUUGUUAA
Messenger RNA from Rhea pennata, 4207 nucleotides. RefSeq names its product ERCC excision repair 4, endonuclease catalytic subunit (gene ERCC4). The record is from RefSeq and is a predicted model, not a curated record. The transcript is spliced from 11 exons. Lineage: Eukaryota; Metazoa; Chordata; Aves; Rheiformes; Rheidae. Gene Ontology annotation, molecular function: single-stranded DNA binding; single-stranded DNA endonuclease activity; damaged DNA binding. Gene Ontology annotation, cellular component: nucleotide-excision repair factor 1 complex. Bases 1 to 2715 code for a protein of 904 amino acids. Gene Ontology annotation, biological process: nucleotide-excision repair involved in interstrand cross-link repair; double-strand break repair via homologous recombination; resolution of meiotic recombination intermediates.